Messenger RNA from Protopterus annectens (West African lungfish), 1104 nucleotides. RefSeq names its product coiled-coil domain-containing protein 157-like. The record is from RefSeq and is a predicted model, not a curated record. Bases 1 to 693 code for a protein of 230 amino acids. Lineage: Eukaryota; Metazoa; Chordata; Ceratodontiformes; Protopteridae. The transcript is spliced from 6 exons.
AUGAAGGACGAUGAAGAAGCAAAACUAACUAAUGAAAUAAUUGAAAAAUUAAAUCAAGGAAAGCAAGAUUUGGAGCACUCAAUGUCAGACCUGCAGAAGACUGUCUCCACUCUCAAGCAACAUAUUGUGGAACAGAAGGAGAAACAGAAGCUUUUGGUGGCAUUUCCAGACCUCAAUAUUCCCACAGAAGCACAGUUUGAAAGUACAGGUGACAUUGUUGUAGACAUGGAAAAACAACUGCAGGCCAACAGCAUCCGUAUUAGCAUCCUUGAGGAGGAGAAUGCAAGACUUAGAAAGUCACUGUCCAAACUGAAGCAAACAGCCCAGCAGGGCAACUUAAAGUUAAUUCCACAGACGCAGCUCUGGUCAUCACCAGAUGAGAUUCCAUCUGAGGAGGGAAAGAAAACAAUCUGUCAUUAUGACACUGAGGAGACUGCUUCCCUGUGUAGUGGAUAUACAAGGAGCCCUCAGCCAACUGCAUCUUCAGCAUCUGUAGCUGCCCGAUCUCAAAGACCAAACAGCAUGCAGUGGGACAAAGUGCCUGCGGUAGAUGCCAUGCGUAAAGCACUUACUAACAUCAGCUCCACACCACAAAACUCAGGAGUCAGCUUUUAUUCAGAACUAAGGAGGACUGGGUCGUCACCUGGAAACAGAGCUUUUUCUGCCAAGAUUAGAAAACCAUAUCGGAAGUAAACUAUGAACACAUGGCUGGAGAGAGGAGACAUUUGAGUUUGACAGUUUCCUUCCAGUAAAAUCCAGUUUUAUUCUUCAUGAAAGGAAUGCACUUUUUAAAACAAAAUAAGCAAAAUGGUUUUGAAAACCUGAUUCUCUACAUUCCGUUAUGUGUGGCAUUUUGGAAAUUAGUCUGUGAAAUAAUAUAUAUGGAGAAGAGACAAUUUUUUUUUAUGAGCAGAGUUUCCAGCUCAGUUUAGAAAUACAAUAAAAUGAUGUCAAAUGGCCACAAACUUAAUCAUAAAAGAUGAUGUUAAUAAUGUCAGUAUAGUCAUAUAAGUGACCAUAGGCUAGGUAUUUCAUAUAGUACAUUGUCUUGAGAUAGAUACCAUUUUAAAAUAAAAUGAAUUAAUUUGAAAAUGAAAUAAAUCA